This is a messenger RNA of Aphanomyces astaci, 1711 nucleotides long. RefSeq lists its product as hypothetical. Gene Ontology annotation, molecular function: magnesium ion transmembrane transporter activity. Bases 1 to 1668 code for a protein of 555 amino acids. The transcript is spliced from 11 exons. Lineage: Eukaryota; Oomycota; Saprolegniomycetes; Saprolegniales; Verrucalvaceae. The record is from RefSeq and is a predicted model, not a curated record. Gene Ontology annotation, biological process: magnesium ion transport.
AUGCUGUCGGCGACCCACGGAUGGCUUCACUUGUCGGCGCGGACGGCACCACGGGCUACAGCCUGUUACCGUCGCAUGCAUGUGAAUCAGAGCAGGAUAUUCCCUUCGAACAUGACCAAGACAAAACUGCCAUGCAUAGCUCCGUGGUCUCAACUUCGCCACGCCAUGCAGUAUUCGAGCUCAUCGGUAGGGAUGGUGGAGGUGAAGCUGCUUCCUUCAAUGUCGUCGACACUCACGGAUGUGUCGUUCAAUUGUGCUGACAGUACUUGGUUCCGCACCUCCACCCCGCGAGGCUGGAAGAUAUCCUCUCAGCCCAUCAUCUGCAGCAGUUCCUUCUUGUCGAUCAAAACAUUCCUUCGUGCCCUCGCGACUUCAUUCCCGCCGUUCAUUCCACGUCCGCCUGACAUGGACCUGCUGGCGCGUAUCAAAGUGGCUAUGGCUGACGCCAAGACCCCCAUCCACCACCUGCCGACUCUGGACGACGUGCCUUCAAACCCGCUUCUUCCAACCGCGACGGGCGACGGGCCCCUUCCUUACCCCCCUCCUCGAAAACCAGUGGCUCGCAAGGACAAACUCGAGCACGGAACCCCCAUGCUCGGUGGCCAGCCGCUGACAUUGCGGUUUGACAUCACUGGCACGGCCACAAAUCAAGCCAUGACCCGCCACGAAGCGCUCAAAAUGGUGCAAGACGCCGCCGCCACGACCAUGCCAACCGCAGUGGGUCCCCCGACAUCUCCGCAGCCGUCGCGCGCAGACAAAGGCAUCGUAACGAUCCCCAAUGUCCAUAUGCGGGACAUUCGCAAGCUCGACAACGCGUUCGCCAUUGGCAACAAGCCCAGUAUCACUGUGCGUCGUCAAGGCAUCCUCGUCAACGCAGACCCCGUGCGAGCCGUAAUCACCCGCGACGCGUGCGUCGUGUUCUUACAAGAUGGCGCACAUGACCUCAUUCCCGAGCUCGAAGUGAACUUUAAAGACCAUCUGGACGAGUGCUCGGUGCACGGAUUUGAGUUUACGGCGUUGGAAGCGAUCCUGGCGACGCUGUGCACGGCCCUAGCCAAGGAUGCGGCGCGGGUGCUGCCGCUGGCUAAGGCGGCGGUGGACAAGAUCUCACAGGACGCGACUCUGGCGGGAGAGCUUGAGCGGCUGCGAUCCACCAAGAACACCAUGGAUGAGCUCAACACCCGUGUCACGGGGAUGCGCAAAGCAUUUGUAGAUAUUUUGGAAAACGAAGAAGACCUGCGCAUGAUGCACUUGACCAAGCUGCACCGAGACCCGUUGUUGGCACACGACUUGUUUAGCUUUGAUUCGGAAGACCUCGAGUCGCUGAUCGAAGUGUACCUAGAGGACAUCUACGACACGCAAACCCACAUCGCACUCAUGCUCGAGAACGUCCAAAACACGAGGACAAUUGCCAUGUUAAAGCUCGACGCCAAGCGCAACUACCUGCUCAUGGUGAACCUGACGCUGACGCUGUGGACGACCCUGAUCACAGUACCCACUUUUGUUGUGGGGACGUUUGGCAUGAACUUGAAUUCGUACGUGCAGGACGUGGAUUAUCUCUUUUACGUGGUCGUGUCGGGCUGCGUGCUGUUCCCCGUGGGGGUGUACCGCCUCGUGCUCAAGUACUUCCGCGAACGUGGUAUUAACCUCAGCUGGAAGUACAAGUAGAAGGAUAUGUCUAUGGAUAUAUAAUAUAUAUAUAGUACUUAAG